AUGGAUGACGAGUUCAGAGUUCGCCAUAUCUGCAGAGACUUUGAAUUCCACAGUAAGAAGUUGUCUUGGGAUGAUGCUCGUUCUUACUGCCGGAUCGGACAUGGGAGCUUGGUCACUGUGGACGACGCAAACACGCAAGAAUUUCUCUACAUUCUCUUCCUGUAUCGGGCGGAAGUAACUUUCACAGACUAUUGGAUCGGGUUACAUAAAACAGAUUCUCAACAGUGGAGAUGGACUAACGGUCAGAUAUUCAACUACAGCAGCUGGUAUUACAGGCCUAUAAACGCAAUUAGCGGUCAAUCGUGUGCGAAACUGCUGUCCACUGAAAGACUGAAGUGGAUAUACUCCGACUGUCACGAGACCAGCGGCUUCAUUUGUGAAUACCAACCAAAAAGAGCAGGGUUAGAAGUCGCAGUUACGGUUUCGGGACAAACGGAGACGACCGUAGAAGAGUGUGGGGACCGUGAAUCCUUGCCAGAGCAUUGGAUGUGGGUGUUCUACUCCGGGGCCGUUCUUAUAGUCCUACUUAUAAUAGUCAUUAUAAGCACGUGUUGUGUUAAUUGCGGUAAAACUAAAACUUCAAAAACUGUUCCCGCCACAGAGAGAGUCAGUUGUCCGAAUGACCCCAGUUUUACCCACUAUGCCUUUAUAUAAUGUUUUUCUUCGUGCACAAUUUGCGAGUUUUUUUUAACAUCAAUCAGCAUCGACUUUGGUAUACUACGCCAUCAUCAAAGUAAAAAAAAAAAAAAAAAAAAAAAAAACCGGACUAAAAUAAAUACGGACUAAGUAUGAUAGUGCUUUCUUGGGGGCAAUAUGGGAAUCAAAGGUAAUCUCAAAUUAAGUGAGCCGCGAGGGCGAUUUUAAAUGGGAUUUUUUGUUUUUUGCACGUUAGAAAUGAUGUGUGCCGUAACUUUUAAAAUGAACCUUGCUGACUAUUUUAAUUAUAGGACUAUCAUUCUUGCUUUGAAAGUAUUAAAUUGUUCAACUCCAGGUCAUUUUCAUGUUUAUCAUUUAUAGAUGUUCAUGAAAUUAGCAGUAGAGCUACUAGACUAAAUCAAAGCAGUGCAUUGUAUUUCCCUCGGACAAACAUCUUAUACAAUUUACUGCUCGCAACAUUAGAAACUUUUUAAAUCUACAUACCUCAGAAAAUAAUUGAUUGUAUUUGUAUAUUACUGCUGGUUGUACAUAUGAUUUUAGGACCACAAUGUGAACUAGCUUUGUAAACUAAGUAUACCUUAUCGUGUUUAAAUAAAGGAUAUUAUCAAUUAUAGGGGCGGAUCCAGGAAUUAUUUAAAGGGGGGCGGGGGGUCUACCAUUAAUUUUGGUUUUCAAAAGGGGGUUCCACCCUCAAAAUGCGGGUUUUCAAAAAUCUACUUAAGCAAAAUUUUCUGGAGAAAAAAAAAGGGGAGGGUCCAACCCCUUGACCCCCCUCUAGAUCCGCCACUAAAUUAUUAUUAUUAUCAUUACUAUUUGUAUCUAUAUGUUUACAUGUAAAACAAAAUACAAAAUCACAACAAACACAGCAGGUGUGGCAGCGAUAAAGAUCCGUAACUGCUCCAAGGCUGUAAUCGCGGAGCAUAGACCUAAAUUUGCAGCCCUCCACCAACAAUGGUGACAUCUCCAUAUGAGUGAAAAAUUCUCGAGUGAAACGUUAAACAAUAUUCAAUCAAUCAAUCACAACAA
Messenger RNA from Ostrea edulis (European flat oyster), 1683 nucleotides. Its product is annotated as C-type lectin lectoxin-Lio2-like. Bases 1 to 654 code for a protein of 217 amino acids. The transcript is spliced from 4 exons. NCBI's taxonomy places the organism in Eukaryota, Metazoa, Mollusca, Bivalvia, Ostreida, Ostreidae. The record is from RefSeq and is a predicted model, not a curated record.